AGAAUAAUUAAUCCGACAAACAUUACCAGAGCUACUCCUACUCUAGUGCUCUGCUCUCUAAGUAAAUGUUCACAUUUCACUUCACUUGACACCAAAAAGCACAUGCAUUAAAGCGCCUUUACUCUCCACUUUCACACUCCUUAAUCUCACUCUCUCUCUUUACAAAUUCAAUUUCUCAGAAAAAUAGGAAAAAAAAAAAAAUCCAAAAUGAGAGAAGGAAGAGGUUCGAGCUUGGUGUAUCUACUGGUGGUUGUUCUCUGUUUAGUUGCCUUUACUUUCGCCAUCGCCGCCGAACGCCGCCGUAGCCGUGGUAAUAUAAUUAAGGAUGAAGUAACCAAUACAACAUACUGUGCUUACAGUUCUGAUGUUGCUACUGGAUAUGGAGUUGGGGGAUUCUUGUUUCUUCUUUCAAGUGAAUCAGUGCUUAUGGGUAUGACAAGGUGCAUGUGCUUUGGUAGACCCUUGGCACCUGGUAAUGAACGAGCAUGGACUAUCAUUUACUUUUUCUCGUCAUUGCUAACAUUUCUGGUUGCGGAGGCAUGUCUACUCGCCGGUGCAACUAAGAAUGCUUACCAUACCAAGUACCGUCAUGUACUCUAUGCACAGAACUUCUCAUGUGAGACUCUGCGCAAAGGUGUUUUUAUUGCUGGAGCUGUAUUUGUGAUUUUCAACAUGGUCUUAAAUGUGUACUACUACUUAUACUUUUCCAAAGCUACAAGCUCACAGACAGCAUCUCACAAGACAAAUCGCUCCAGCUCUACUGUCGGAAUGACCGGUUACAAGUAGUUAUGCUAUAGAUUUGAAUCGACUAAAAGUCACUUUGAAGAGUUGUGCAUUUCCUCCAUUCUUGAAGUGAAAAUUAUAUAGAUCAUUUCAGUGGACGAUGGCAUGUCUAUAAUAUGGGGUAAGAUACAAAUCAGUUUUAGAACUUAGAUAACAAAACUAGUAAGUUCGAGCUUUUUGGCUGCUCAUGUUUCUCGUGUUUUUCAUGUUUUUUUUGUUUUUGUGAAAAAAGAAGUAAAGCAAAGCAGGGCGAAUGGUUCGAUCAUUUUCUGUAUUUUCUUUUUGCCGAGGCUGUAGUGGUCUUCUCUUUAUGCUAUUAUGUUAUCAAUUAACCUAUACUAAAAGCGAAUCUAAGAUGACGUUUGUGACGAUGUCAUUAAUAAUUUUCCGUCC
Messenger RNA from Chenopodium quinoa (quinoa), 1176 nucleotides. RefSeq lists its product as uncharacterized. Bases 208 to 786 code for a protein of 192 amino acids. The record is from RefSeq and is a predicted model, not a curated record. Lineage: Eukaryota; Viridiplantae; Streptophyta; Magnoliopsida; Caryophyllales; Amaranthaceae. The transcript is spliced from 3 exons.